Messenger RNA from Thelazia callipaeda (thelaziosis nematode), 612 nucleotides. Lineage: Eukaryota; Metazoa; Nematoda; Chromadorea; Rhabditida; Thelaziidae. The record is from the annotation of a GenBank genome assembly.
AUGUUGCGACUGCGUCACCUUGAUGCGAAACAAAGCGUAUUGCUGAAGUAUGCAUAUGCCACUUUGGAAAGUAGUGAUCUGCAGGAAGCGGUUAAAUUACCUCAAGGCGAGGAUCCUAACGAGUGGAUUGCUGUAAAUGUUUUGGAUUUUUUCAAUCAGGUGAGUAUGCUGUUCGGGACAAUAAGUGACCAUUGUACCAAGGAGUCGUGUCCAAAGAUGUGUGCAGGUCCAAAAUUUGAAUAUAUUUGGAUGGAUGGACAAAAGAAUAUUAACUGCCCGGCACCUCUAUAUAUCGACUAUCUUAUGACUUGGAUACAUGAACAGCUUGAUGACGAGAAUGUUUUUCCCUCUCAAAUAGGCCAACCUUUUCCUCCAAAUUUUCUGUAUAUUACGAAAGCAAUCGCGAAACGAUUAUUUCGAGUAUAUGCUCAUGUGUAUCAUCAACAUCUUGAGCUCAUCGAACAGCUGAAUGCAGUAGAACAUCUGAACACAAGCUUCAAACACUUUAUGCUUUUUAUUCGCGAGUUCGAUUUAAUCGAUUCGAAACAACUGGCACCUCUUCGCAGCUUCAUUGACCAAGUUUUUUUGGGCGCAGAUUCUAAAGUUUUCUGA